AUGCCGGGAAUCUCUGAUAUACCCGAGUGGAUUGCAUGCCAGAGCACCCUUCUAAGCAUCUGCAGAGUGUCAAAGGCCUUCCACAAGCUCGCGAAACCUUACCUGUAUCGCCAGAUCUUCAUUGUUGCGAACAACUGCAGCGACGCAAAGUUCUUCUCCCUGGUCCGGGCCCUGGUCUCUCAGCCCACCCUCUCUCAGCAGGUCCAAAGCCUACGCACAUCUUAUGCUCAAACAUACUGCUCAGAUAAUAGGAACUGGCGCGACUACAAGCAAUACCGCACGCCUUGCAGCAUUGAAAACUGGGACUUCCUCACCAACGCCGUCAAGGAUCGAUUGCCUUGGUUCACUUUCAUCCCUCGAGAUCCGAUUUGGGAAACCGCCAAGAUAACCGUCAAUGAGAUCGGACUUCGCAACUUUAAAAUCGAAUGCGCGUUGCAAAACCUUCUCUAUGCGCAUUUGCCUAACUUGAGCACAUUGCAUUUCUCUAUCCGGGUUUUAGAAGGUCGCCCCUUGUCCGGAUGGAGGGCUGAUAUCUCUCAGACGAAGGGCUGCAACGACUUCGUUUUGUGCGUUCGAGAGCAUUUACAGCAAGUGAAGAAACUUUUUAUCUACGGAGAAGACGCCCAGACACCUUUACGGCUCUCUGGCAUGCUACUUUACAAUCUGUCCAUGCCCUCGACAGUCACGGAUCUUUGCCUCAGGAACUGCGAACUAAUACUGGCUGAUGCUGGCGGCUCUUUCUUCCCAAAGACCUGGAGCACCAAGAAGGUGUCCUUGAUCGACUGCACGAUGACACCAGACGUCUUGUCUGAAUUGACAAACAACGUCUUUCCACUGGAAGAGUUUGAGUACGUCGUGAACUCCAAGUUCGAGGACAAGAUCACCCUCGUCACUGCUGCUGAGACAAUCGACCGCCUGAAGUCGUAUUCCGCAUCUCUCGUCGACCUUCGACUUCGGUUCCGACUCUCUGACGGAAGGCCGAUUUGCAAGGACGAAGAGCCCUACAAGCCCUCGGACUUCUGCGACUUCAAGAAGCUCAAGACCCUCAUUGUUCACCUUGCGGACUUUGGAUUCCACGACAAUCCCAAUUCGGCUGUUCCGGCUGUCAGCACUCUGGGAUUCCCCAAGAGCAUUCAGGAUCUCAGAGUCAACGAGGUUCUUUGA
This is a messenger RNA of Colletotrichum paranaense, 1164 nucleotides long. RefSeq lists its product as uncharacterized. The record is from RefSeq and is a predicted model, not a curated record. The transcript is spliced from 2 exons. NCBI's taxonomy places the organism in Eukaryota, Fungi, Ascomycota, Sordariomycetes, Glomerellales, Glomerellaceae. Bases 1 to 1164 code for a protein of 387 amino acids.